Messenger RNA from Prorocentrum cordatum, 1557 nucleotides. NCBI's taxonomy places the organism in Eukaryota, Dinophyceae, Prorocentrales, Prorocentraceae. The record is from the annotation of a GenBank genome assembly.
AUGGGUUUCUGGGACCCAGCUGGCUUCACCUUCGACGGGAGCGUGGAGAAUUUCGCGCGCCGCCGGCAGACGGAGCUCAAGCACGGUCGCGUGUCCAUGUUGGCCACCAUGGGCUACAUCACCCCCGAGGUCAGCGGGAAGUUCCCUGGCUAUUUGUCUCCGUCGUCGGAGCUGAAGUUCGCGGACAUCCCGAACGGCCUGGGCGCCAUCUCCAAGGUGCCCGCGGCGGGCUGGGCGCAGAUCGUUGCCUACGCCGCGUUCUGCGAGCUGUCCCAGAACCAGUCCGCGGGCACGCCGGCGGCGAAGGGCGACUUCGGCUGGAAGGUGCUCACCGCCAGCGACCCGACGGAGAGGCAGAAGAAGCUGGCUGCUGAGAUAGCGAACGGUCGCCUUGCUAUGGUGGCAAUCAUCGGGAUGUUCUUCCAGGACGGGCUGACGGGCUCCGCGUGGGGCGACUGGGCUCUGUACACCGACUCCCCGCUGCGAGCGUUCGAGAGCGAGUUGGGUGCUAUGGCGCCGUUUGGUUUCUGGGAUCCCGCUGGCAUGUGUGCAGACGGUGAUGUGGAGUCCUUCAAGCGAAGGCGUGCCACCGAGCUGAAGCACGGGCGAUUGGCAAUGUUCGCGUGCUUGGGCUAUAUCGUGCCGGAGUUUUACAAGUGGCCCGGAUAUUGCUCCGAGAGCAAGGGCUUGCCCUUUCAGGAAAUCCCCAACGGCCUUGCGGCGGUGUCCAAGGUGCCGGGCGCGGGAUGGGUGCAGGUAUUUUUGUUCUGUGGCACCGUCGAGAAGGCCGUCCUCGUGCACGACCCUACGCGUGCGCCCGGGGACUUUGCGAACGGUGGCGUGCUCGGCGUGCCCAACGGCAGCGCCAUGCCGGCGGGAGAGGGCAGGAACCGCAAGCUGAUUUCCGAGAUUGCGAAUGGCCGUUUGGCAAUGAUGGCAAUCAUCGGGAUGUUAUUCCAAGACGGGCUGACGGGCUCCGCGUGGGGCGACUGGGCUCUGUACACCGACUCCCCGUUGCGAGCGUUCGAGAGCGAGUUGGGUGCUAUGGCGCCGUUUGGUUUCUGGGAUCCCGCUGGCAUGUGCGCAGACGGUGAUGUGGAGUCCUUCAAGCGAAGGCGUGCCACCGAGCUGAAGCACGGGCGAUUGGCAAUGUUCGCGUGCUUGGGCUAUAUCGUGCCGGAGUUUUACAAGUGGCCUGGAUAUUGCUCCGAGAGCAAGGGCUUGCUCUUUCAGGACAUCCCCAACGGCCUUGCGGCGGUGUCCAAGGUGCCGGGCGCGGGAUGGGUGCAGGUAUUUCUGUUCUGUGGCACCGUCGAGAAGGCCGUCCUCGUGCACGACCCUACGCGUGCUCCCGGGGACUUUGCGAACGGUGGCGUGCUCGGCGUGCCCAACGGCAGCGCCAUGCCGGCGGGAGAGGGCAGGAACCGCAAGCUGACUUCCGAGAUUGCGAAUGGCCGUUUGGCAAUGAUGGCAAUCAUCGGGAUGUUCUUCCAAGACGGCCUCACUGGCUCCGCGUGGGGCGACUGGGCCUCUUACACCGACUCGCCAUUGCGGUGA